Messenger RNA from Naegleria gruberi, 1464 nucleotides. RefSeq lists its product as uncharacterized. NCBI's taxonomy places the organism in Eukaryota, Heterolobosea, Eutetramitea, Acrasida, Naegleriidae. The record is from RefSeq and is a predicted model, not a curated record. The transcript is spliced from 2 exons. The coding region runs from base 1 to 1464 and encodes 487 amino acids.
AUGUCAACAACACUUCAACUUGACCCAUACGCUCUUCUCAUAAUUUUCUAUCACAUUGAUGAUCUAAAAACACUGUACGGAUCUUGUUCUCGCGUCUGCAGAGAUUGGUAUCGAACAUUCUUUGCAGAAAGCUCCGAUAAAAAGUGGAAUAGGAAUUUGCAACCUCUUCAUAAUUCAUCAUUUUGCAAAAUAGUUGAUAAGAUUGUUUAUAUGAAUAGGAUGGCAGAAGUUUUGGAUUUGUCAGGUCAAUAUUCUGAAUGGAUGGGAACUGCUCCUUAUUAUAAUCUUUACAAUCAAUUUGAAUGUGAAUUGUUUUCGAGUGGAGAAAUUAUUGGAAAAGUAUUGAAACAUAAAAAGAAGGUUGUUAGUACUAAAUUAUUCAAGAAGAGAUACAUGACAUUGGGUUGUUAUUGUCCAUUGGUGGCUUCUAAUCGAAAUCCUCAUAUGGCAAUUAGAAAGUUAUCUCAAGCCAAUUCAAUUCCAAAAAUGUUUCAAGGUUCCAUUGCUUCAUGUUGCCAAUUUUUGGUUGCAGUUUCUGAUACAAAAAAUUCCUCAAUAUCUUUCUAUUCCUCAGUUGACAAUGAGUGUUUAUUGAAAGAGUUCAGGAUUGGAGAGAAUGUGAGAAUUUCAAGCAUGGCUCUCACAUUUCAUCCAUUAAUGAGUUCAGAACAUAGAAAAAUGUUGAAUAUUGAUCCAAAACAACCAGAUGUUAACAUUUAUUGUCUAUAUGUUCUUUGUGCGUAUACUACAGGUGGUUUCAACUUGAAGAAAUACCUUUGUCUAAUGAUGACUAAUACGACUCAUAACUGUGAAGGCUCUCUUUCUGUUCCUGGAUGGGAACAUGUUGGUAUGGAUCUAGUUGUCAUAACAACUCCAGAUUGUUUAUAUUUAGUCUCUAAUCAUGGAAUCAUUCAUUAUGUACGAACAGGUCAUGUUGCAACAAGUCCAUCAAUCACACCUUAUUCAGGAAAUAGUUUUCAUGCAAGUUAUCUCAUUAAUUUUACAAAAGCCCUCAAUACUAGAGGGUUUUCAUUAGAGGACACAAACACAUAUUCAAACUAUUCUGUUUUUUCUCUUCAAUUUGGAGGAAACACUAAUGAGUAUCUUGAUUUUAUUUACAUUUAUUUGGUAAUAGCUCAGAAAAAAGAACCACUCAAUAAUGAAUAUUCAGUAUUUGUAAAUGUUAGUCAAAAUGUAAGCAAGUCCAUUAAGAGAGGUCCUUCAAUUUAUUCAAUGUUGGAUAUAAGAGAUUACACUGAGAGAAUUCUCAAUAUCAGUAAUCAAGGAAAGGAGGCAAAGGUUGAAACUUCAUAUUAUGAAGUGAAUGCAGAGGGACACAAAAUAGCAAACCACGAAACGUUCUAUGAGAGACAUUGGGAAAGACAUUUAUCAAGGUUUUCAGAAUUUUAUGAUUAUUAUGAGGAAAUUUCUACAAUUAAAUUGUGGGAAGAUCAAUACUUUUAA